UAUGUUGAGUGUUCAGUUUGUGUUGAACUGCUGGAGCUAGUGGAAAAUCUCUGUCUUCUCCGGAAGAAGUUAAAAAUUCGAUUUAGGUUUUAGGGAAAAGAUUUAACUUUCAAUAUGCCACGUUUAGUGGAAUUUGGUCUAUUUUUGAUUUUAUUCGUUUCCUGUCAGCAAUUUGCAAAGGGGGCAAAAAUUCUCUUACUCUUUCCACAUGCCAGUGAAAGUCAUUUUGCGGUGAUGAGGACUUUGGUCACGGAACUGGCCACAAGGGAACAUAAUGUAACCUUAUAUACAAGUCAUGGCCUUCAUGAGCAAUUGGAGACGGUCACAGAGCAUAUUAUCCCAGAAUAUCCAUUCUGGAGCAAAUUGCAAGAACAUGCAGCACCUAAGGGCAAACUCGAAGAUCUUGCCAAAUUACCAUUGGAAAAGUUACGCAAAUCCUUGGCUCAUGUGGGAGCCGCCUCUUUGGAUCAUUUUCUUGGUCAAAAGAAAUUGCAAACAUUACUAAAACUCUCCUACAUGGAUUUUGAUUAUGAUCUGAUCAUUGUGGAUUACUUUUAUAGCGAAGCAUUGUUAGCUUUGGGUUUUAUGCAACAAAAGCCAGUAAUGGGUAUAGUUAGUUCCGAUUUCGGACAAUAUAUGGAGGCUGUGCAAGAGUCAUUGGUGCCCACGGGAUGUUCACCCAUUGAUUUUGAAAACUAUUCACCCCAUUGGGAUUUCCUGGAGAGAUUGGGAAAUAUACGAGAGUGCAUUGCCCGGCGAAAGGAUUUCGAAAGGGAACACUAUGGAGCCCAAGAGAAACUAAUUGAAAAACAUUUCAAAGUGCAAACUUCAGUGGCGGAGCUUCAAGCCUUUAAUUUGGCCGUUUUGUUGAUUAAUAACCAUGUGCCGCUCCUGACUCCGCGUCCGUUGAUCCAGCAGAUUGUCCUGGCAGGUGGCCUUCAUAUUCGUGGACCACGCGAAUUGCCAUGGAAUGUGAAAAAGUUUCUCGAAGAAGCUCGCUCGGGAGUUGUCUAUCUCCAGCUGGGCAAUGAGCAGCCAUGUGGCCAAUUGUCCGAUGCUAAAAAGAAAAUUCUAUUCGACCUGUUUAAAUCGCGGAAACAGAGUUUCAUUUGGUCCUGCCACGAUGUAAAGAAGUUGAAGGAUUUGCCCGAGAAUGCUUUAAUUAUUCAGCAUUCAGUGCCUCAGAUUGAUAUCCUGGCGCAUCCUCGCGUACGUGCUUUCAUUAUGAAUGGCGAUUUGCUCAGCUUGCAGGAGGGCAUCUCACGAAAUGUGCCCAUGGUGGGUCUGCCAUGCUUCCAAAAUGAACAGAAAAACAUGCAAUUGGCUGUCCGCUUGGGAGUGGGUCUGCAAUUGAAUCAGGAUAAUGUCACCACACCAUCGCUUAAUUGGGCCUUGGACAGAUUACUUACCGAGCAGCACUUUCAUUUGACCAUCCGAGAUGUUAGCAUGGAGUAUAGAGAUCGUCCCUUGGGUGCCCUGGCAACGGCUGUGUUUUGGGUAAACUAUGUGGUGAGGCACAAAGGUGGUGCUGCCAUUAGGACUCGUGGUAUUGGCAUCUCCUCCAGUCAGUUGCAUCUCUUCGAUUUAUUUGUCUUUUAUUUUGGUGUGGCUGUUUUAAUUACAGCACUGGCGGCGGCUGUGUACUUUAUUGGAUUCUUUUUGUGGCAGAGAAAGAACAAGCCAGAGAAAUUAGCAAAGGCAAAUUAGAUUAAUGUGUGUAAAGAAAUUAAAAUUUGUGCCAAAGAUGCAAAAUGAA
Drosophila willistoni is the source of this 1756-nucleotide messenger RNA. RefSeq names its product UDP-glycosyltransferase UGT5 (gene Ugt317A1). The record is from RefSeq and is a predicted model, not a curated record. Lineage: Eukaryota; Metazoa; Arthropoda; Insecta; Diptera; Drosophilidae. The transcript is spliced from 5 exons. Gene Ontology annotation, molecular function: UDP-glycosyltransferase activity. The coding region runs from base 115 to 1707 and encodes 530 amino acids.